This is a messenger RNA of Labeo rohita (rohu), 1124 nucleotides long. RefSeq names its product mitochondrial ribosomal protein S23 (gene mrps23). Gene Ontology annotation, cellular component: mitochondrion; ribosome. Bases 135 to 713 code for a protein of 192 amino acids. The record is from RefSeq and is a predicted model, not a curated record. The transcript is spliced from 5 exons. NCBI's taxonomy places the organism in Eukaryota, Metazoa, Chordata, Actinopteri, Cypriniformes, Cyprinidae. Gene Ontology annotation, biological process: translation. Gene Ontology annotation, molecular function: structural constituent of ribosome.
GAUGGGUGUCCGUAGUAACACCGGAAGUAGUGCAUCCAUGCUGCAGCGGAGAGUGUGCAACUGUCACUUUUUCAUGACUUUUCUGUGAUAUUUAUUUAUAUCUGUUUAAAUUUGUAUUAUCAUAUACACAUAUUAUGGCUGGAAGUCGACUUGAGAAAUUCGGGACUGUAUUUACACGGGUUCGUGAUUUAAUGCGAGCUGGAGUCAUAAAGCACGAAGAAAGGCCUAUCUGGUUUGAUGUCUAUGCUGCUUUUCCUCCAAAGAGAGAGCCUCUCUACGAGAAACCUCUAAGACCACUUAAGAUACAUGCAGCGGAAGCUGUACCUGAAAUCUUAUACAAAGAGGAUGAAAUACGAGCGAAGUUCUUUGAGGUGUAUGGCAAUGGACCCAGAGCUUUUGAGCUCCUCAAGCCCAGCUUUGUAUCACCAUGUCAGAGGUUUGUUAUAAAGUACAGUGAAUUAGAAAGCAGAGGGGAUGUCAAACCUGAGCUGCUGUUUGAAGAGACUGCAAAAGCGCUGCUCGCAGAGGGCGUUUAUCUAAGAAAAAAAGGAGGACCUGCGCAGGUGGCACCACAGUCUCGGGACCCUUUGCUGAACAUGAAGUUGACUGACAUGUUGGCAGAGCAGCAAAGAGACACAGACACAGAGACAAAUAUUCCUGAGAAACAGCCAGAGGCAGAGACGGUGAACCCUGACAGACAGGCAUCAUCAUAAAUGUACCUAUUCUCCUCUGUUAGGACAACAUAAACUGCACCUGCCUCUAGCACAUUAACGUGCUGGUCAGUCAUGCAUUUUUGAUGCGUCAAACACUGGGACACACAUAUAUUUUGUGCAGUUGUGGACAUUGUAAUCCCAGAUGAGCAUGAACAUGUCUUUACCUCUCUUGAUGUCAAAUGAGUGAUGUUGAAGACACAGCCAAAAUGAUUUUUAUAGCCAAGAAGCUGGGGUUUGGUGAAUGACUUUAUCAUACAGAUCUAGCAAGUGUUUCAUUUCUGUGAAAGUGUCUAAUGUCUUGUGUAAUAAAAUAUGUGGAGUGUUUAAUGAAAGUACUUUCAAGUCCAUUAACAACAGUAGUGGGAAAAGUAUCUGCAUUGUAAAUACUCAAUAAAGUGUUAUAUUUCCAUU